This is a messenger RNA of Pantherophis guttatus, 942 nucleotides long. It is a transcript of the gene CIMAP1B, whose product is annotated as ciliary microtubule associated protein 1B. The record is from RefSeq and is a predicted model, not a curated record. Gene Ontology annotation, cellular component: cytoskeleton. Lineage: Eukaryota; Metazoa; Chordata; Lepidosauria; Squamata; Colubridae.
GGGGGGGGGCAGGAGGCGCCCGUCCCGCUGCCCGACUCAGUGCUGUGCUGCUCCCGCGGGCGCCUCUACGCUCUGCCUUGCGCCUGGUCUCUCUGCGGUCCGCCUCCAGAUCUACUGAAGAGUUAGCACCACCCAGCGAAGAUGUCCACAGACGUCUGGGUAGGAACGUGGAGACCCCACCGGCCGAGGGGACCAAUUGCUGCCCUCUACAGCAGCCCCGGACCCAAAUAUGGACUCCCGACUAAUGUGGGUUACCAACAACACGAUCCCUCUCGAUUCCGGGCCCCGGCCUACAGCAUGGGCAGCCGACGUUUCCAGAUGCUGGAGAGCUGUUCUCCCGGGCCGGGCUACAUGGUCCCCACCAACAUGACUAUGAGAGGCAAGGAUGGCAUCCCCGCCUUCUCCAUCUACGGGCGCCCCAAGGACGGGGCGACCUUUCGGACGCCGGGGCCAGGUCGUUAUUCUCCGGAGAAAGCCGGGAAGUUGGCUUAUCCGUGUCCCCCAAAUUACUCCAUGGCUUCACGGACAAAGGACUUCCAGAACGAACAGACGCCGGGGCCCGCCGCCUACGGCCUCCCUCCAAUGAUGGGCCCCAAGGUGAUCGGCAAGAGCUCAGCCCCCAAUUACUCCAUGUUUGGACGCAGCGCCAUUGGCAGCUUCUACGAGGACCUCAGCCGGACUCCGGGGCCGUGCAAUUAUCGGGUGGUGGAGACCAGCGUCUACAAGAAUCGCCCCCCGCAUUACAGCAUCAUCGCGCGGAACAUGCUUCCAGGGGACACGACCAUCAUUCCGGGACCCGGGGCCUACAGUCCGGAGAAGCACAACCCCCUCCGUGGCUUGACUUUUGGGAUCCGCCACUCGGACUACGUGGCUCCUCUGAUUGUGGACGUGGCAGAUUAGGCCACGGCUGGGCAGGCCGGACAAGAAGCCGUUCUUUGCCAA